GCAGCCCUUAAAUUUCCUCUAUAAAUACCAGCUCCCUUCCGUCUUCUUCCAUCACCAGCCAUACCGCGACAAACGAGAGUAGAAACAGAGAUCAACGAGAAGAGAACUCUGCAGCAAUGGCGACCAAGAUCUACAUCGUGUACUACUCGACCUGGGGACACGUCGCAACGCUGGCGGAGGAGAUGAAGAAGGGCGCCGACUCCGUCCCUGGCGUGGAGGUCACCAUCUGGCGUGUCCCGGAGACGCUGCCGGAGGAGGUGCUGGGCAAGAUGCACGCUGCGCCGGCGCGCGAGGACCACCCCGUCAUCACGGCGCGGCAGCUGGCCGAGGCCGACGGCAUCCUGUUCGGCUUCCCGACGCGGUUCGGCAUGAUGGCGGCGCAGAUGAAGGCCUUCUUCGACACCACCGGCGGCCUCUGGCAGUCCGGCGCCCUCGCCGGCAAGCCCGCGGGCGUCUUCUUCGCCACGGGCACGCAGGGCGGCGGCCAGGAGACCACGGCGCUCACGGCCGUCACGCAGCUGACGCACCACGGCAUGCUGUUCGUGCCGGUCGGGUACACGCACGGCGCCGGCAUGUUCGCCAUGGACGAGGUCAAGGGCGGGAGCCCGUACGGUGCCGGCACCUUCGCUGGCGCCGAUGGCAGCAGGGUGCCCAGCGACGCCGAGCUCGCCUUGGCGGCGCACCAGGGCAAGUACUUCGCCGGCAUCGCCAAGAAGCUCAAGGUCGUUUGAAGUCUGAUCGCCAGUCGCCCCAUCAUAUCGUUAUCAAUUACACAGUUAUAAUGCACGAUCGAGUGCAAAGAUUACUUCGCACAUCAUAUCCAGUGGAGCAGGGUUUACACAAUUCUAUAGCUACUACAUUUAAUUUCUUGUUUGAAAUAAUAAUAGUAAUAAUAAUCCCCCGUGCA
Molecule: messenger RNA, 907 nt
Organism: Lolium rigidum
Lineage: Eukaryota; Viridiplantae; Streptophyta; Magnoliopsida; Poales; Poaceae
Product: quinone-oxidoreductase QR2-like
Exons: 2
Coding region: 117-731 (204 amino acids)
Molecular function (GO): FMN binding; NAD(P)H dehydrogenase (quinone) activity
Source: RefSeq, a predicted model, not a curated record